AUGAAUUCUACCUUGUUCAGAGGAGCCAAGACGGGUUUGGCUUUGUUCGGUUGUGCUUCUAUUAGGAGCGUCAACAAGCCAAUUCCUUUAACCAUUAUUCACUUUUCUGGUGGCUCUCUUACUCCCAUUGUGUUCGGGAAUAGCUUCAGCAAUGACUACAGAAGUGCUGUAGUAGAACAAAUGGACUCUGAAGUAGCUGGAUUACCUCAAUCCAAAGCUUCCAACAGUAAAUUCAGGUAUCUUCGCGUGCAUAGGGCGCGGGCUGCUGGAUGCGUAGAGUUUAAUAUCGGAAAUUUUUAUCCAUCUGAGAACCCAAUCCCGAUUUGGCAGAACGUUGUUGUCUCUUCAACGGACUGUCAAAGCCCAAAUCUGCUCGAGAUGGCAGGCGAAUGGUUUCGACGGAACAAUCGCGAGGAAGCAGGACAAGAACGCAUCGAAGAUGAGAGCAUUGGGGCUUUUAGAACGGAGUUUGGUGAAAGCGACGAGUCAUUACCAUUAUCAAUGUCUGAUUCUGGGAUCAGAAGGCGAACCCAAAUCGUCACGGACUUGAGGGACAGACUUGCAGAAGCUACACCAAGUAUCAUCUUCGAGAAUCAGAGCAUGCUGCCUGACGACCAAAACGUCCAUUAUCUCUUACACUUUCUGAAACAUGGCGAACCUGCUUGGAUAUCUGAUGGUUCUGAACAUAAAAUGAGUAGGAUAAUAUCUGCAUGCUAUCGUUGUGCCAGGGAGGAGCGGAGUAAAGGCUCAUGGGUGAUGGACUAUGUCCGACCGAUCUUGGACUUGGCCAUCAAUGAUCUGCCCUUGGAGUCGUGGAGCGUGCAAGCGGAGCCUAUGAGGGACAGGUAUCGGCCUCAGCAUAGUGCCAGAGGCAUGUUCAACAGCAACCUUGACUUGGUCGUUGGUGUACCGAAAGAGCCUUGGGGAGAGUCAUAUAGGCUCGCCGGGAUAGAUAUCCGCGAUAGAGAGCUGAGUCACAUCGAGAAUGUUCAUACAGGGAAAAGGCUACUUGGCCUCGGUGUUAAAGUCAAAGGGCUUGAUGGUACUGGUGCUGAAACUCAGGCACAAUUGGGAGUAUGGAUGGCUGGUCUAAUGUCUUGGGCUCAUGAGUCUUAUCGACAUGUCUGUCCGGAUAUGCCCCCUCCACCUGUUGUUGGAUGCACAGUGGUGGGGCCUGUCUGGAAAUUCUAUAUAAUAUAUAGCGUUUCUUGUGCUGUUGGGAGGUUGACUGAAGUGCAUAUCCGGGGUCCUAUUCGCGAACUCGAGGGGAGAGUAACAAACCGACAACGCAUGCUUGAACUUGUCAUCACCCUGAACCGUGUUAUGCAGUAUAUCCGCUGGAGUUAUGCGCCACAAAUGUUUAAUCGCCUUUACUUUCAUGUCUGA
Aspergillus niger is the source of this 1386-nucleotide messenger RNA. RefSeq lists its product as hypothetical. Bases 1 to 1386 code for a protein of 461 amino acids. The record is from RefSeq and is a predicted model, not a curated record. Lineage: Eukaryota; Fungi; Ascomycota; Eurotiomycetes; Eurotiales; Aspergillaceae. The transcript has 8 exons.